CUCCCAGUGGGCUCGCACAUGGCACGCGCCUCUGUGAAAAGCCGCGCGCCGCUCUGGAUCAGCUCACUUGUGCCGGGAGAGCCUCAGCGGGAGGAGCGGCGUGAGUCUCCGGCUGCUGCUGCUGCUGCUGCAGGCGCUCCAAAGCUCCGCCGCCUCCCCCUUCCAGCCCCGAGUCCGAUGCAGCCUCAGUGUUGUCCAGCGGGUACGCGCCGAGGAGGCAUGCCAAGGAGCGGGGCGGCGGCAGCGGCACUGCCCUCUGCCUGCAUCCCUCACCCUUACUGCUGCGCGGGCAGAGGGGGCGAGAAACCAAGCACCAGAAGCUGCGUCUGCUUUUAAGAGGCGUUUCCCCCUUUUCCCCGCGGGAUCCUGCUCCCCAGCCUCCCGCCCUCCCCGUCCCAUCCACUAUGGUGCUUCAGCUUGGGACUUUGCACCCCUGUUCCUGUGCAUGGCUCCAUUGCGUGCCGGAGGAGAACUCGGUACCGUCAGAGCCCUAAUUAGGAAGGAUGGCUUCGGGGGAUGAGCACAGCCUCAGGAGCGGCGAGGAGAGCCAGCUGCAGCUGACUUGCUGAGGAGGGUGUGAUCCCCAGGCUGGCUGUGGGGGUCCCCCAGACUUCAGCCCACCUCCCCCGCUCUGUCAGGAUCUGCGGUCCGGGUCCGGAAGAUCCCCGCCUUGUAUCAGCGUAGUAGCAGCAGCAGCACAUCGCGGCCAACUUGCUGGGAGAGAGCAGCCCGUGGACUGGGUUUCGGGGCUCCCCCCUCUCUGUGAGGCGCUGCUGUCCGGGCUGAGGAGCCCCUCCUCCCACUCCCUGAACCCAGCGGCAGCAGAGCCAGGGGCUGACUUGUUGGGGAGCGGGCAGAGCCCGGGCUGGCUUUGGGGUCCCCUCGUCUGCUGCCGGGGCGGCCGCGGGCAGGGAGGUUGGACUUGGGCUGCCACCAUGUCUAAGGCGGCGGACAGCGGCGGGGCGGUCCCAGCCGAGGACCUGUCCAAGGUGUCCGACGAGGAGCUGCUGAAGUGGAGCAAGGAGGAGCUGAUCCGCAGCCUGCGCAGGGCCGAGGCGGAGAAGAUGAGCGCGAUGCUGGACCACAGCAACCUCAUCCGGGAGGUGAACCGCCGCCUGCAGCUCCACCUCGGCGAGAUCCGCGGCCUCAAGGAUAUCAAUCAGAAGUUGCAAGAAGAUAACCAAGAACUGAGAGACCUUUGCUGUUUUCUGGAUGAUGAUAGGCAGAAAGGCAAGAAGGUAUCACGAGAGUGGCAGAGAUUGGGCAGGUACAGUGCUGGGGUUAUGCACAAAGAGGUUGCCUUAUAUUUACAGAAACUGAAAGAAUUGGAAGUGAGACAAGAAGAAGUGGUUAAAGAAAACAUGGAACUGAAAGAACUAUGUGUUUUGCUGGAUGAAGAGAAAAGUGGUGGAGCAGGCAGCAGGAGUUCCAUUGACAGCCAAAUCAGCCUCUGCCAGCUAAAUGCAACAAGUACUUACAUACGAGAUGUUGGUGAUGGGAGCAGCACCUCUAGCACUGGAAGUACGGACAGUCCAGACCAUCAUAAACACCAUCCAAAUACUAGUCCUGAACAUCUCCAAAAAAGUAGGGGUGAGGGAAGCCCGGAGCAUCAAAAACAUAGGAGUGUUAGCCCAGAGCAUCUCCAAAAACCUAAGAGUUCUGGAAGUCCCGACCACCAGAAGCAUCUAAAAGGACCAAGUCCAGAACAUCAUAAAAAUGUUGGCAAAGGUAGUCCUGAACAGCAAAAGCACACCAGUAGUAGUCCAGAAACUCUUCCAAAGCACAUUUUAAGUAGUAGCCCUGAACAUUUUCAAAAACAUAGACCUAGUAGUAGCCCAGAGCAUCAAAAGCACAGCAGUGGCAGCCCCGAGCAUCUUCAAAAACACACAUUGAGUGGAAGCACAGAACAUCUCCAGAAAGUGAGGGGGACAAGCCCUGAGCAUCUCAAACAACAUUAUGGGGGGAGUCCGGAGCAUCUCAAACAUCUCAGUGGAGGCAGCAGAGAAGGUACCCUAAGAAGACAAGUAGCAGAUGAUAUGUUACCUCAUCACAGGAGUGUAUACAAUGGAAUGAAUGAUCUCGAACCACCAAGACCAAAGGCUCUGCAGUCUUAACUAAACAGCAGAAGACACCAGAAUCAGUGUCUCCUCCAGGUACAGGUGCUUAGUAUUCUUUGAUUUAUUCCUUGUUGGAACUUGAUUAAGAAAUGAGGCCUGAUACACUCUGCAAUCAAUAUGCGGAAUGCUACAUUUCAUCUAGUUGCUACUACAGAGCAGGUGUAUAGUUUGGAGAGCUACGUAGACAAAGAGCAUCUUGGAUAUAUUCAACCAAACUCUGUUAGCUUUUGGGUAUCUAGACUCAUAUCUCUUUUCACUUCCAUAUCAAGGUACUAACAUGGAAAAUGAGGAGAACUCAUCUUUUAGAACCUACUGAAAAAUUGUACUCAAGCUAGUAAAGAUGAAUCAGUGGAUUAACUGAGAGCACGAAAAUGACUGAUCAGACUAUUUUGGAAUCACGGCUCUCAGAGUUAUAUCACCUCAAGACACCCAGUCAUCCUGGUUUUGUUGAGAAUUAGUUGGAUAGUGCCAAGUCAAUGUAUUGAUCACAGUCCUGCUGUUACAUCCAGGGUUACAGACCCAAGGGACAGAGAAAAGAUACUUGUGGAAGUCUAACAGCAAAAAGAGAUUCUGGAUAAAGGGAGCUGUGUUAUCCUCUUUCUUGACAUUUCUGCAACAAUUCAGAUUAAACAGAGGGUUUUUUUAAAUACACACAUAAACAUUUAUCAACAGCCACUUGGAAAUGCAUACUGUAGAUUGUGAAACUAGGAGUCUGUUUCCAGGACAACACAUUUUUAUUCUGGUACUCUGUCAUCUGAAGGUUUUUUAUUUUAAAGCCAGCAAACUCAGUUGCUGGAAGGAUUCUGAUAUCCAUUUGUACAAGAGGGUUGUUUGAGUGACUGAAUUAUAUUCCAAUGUGAAAUCACUAUUUUUUGCUUUGAGAACAAAAUAUUGGUUUGAAUGUACUAAUGUGCAAGAGCUCUAUGUUUUAUUAAUGUGGCAAAUCUCAGUUUUGUAUGUUUCUUGUUAUUAUGGUUACAUUUGGAAGAGAUGUUUGUCAGCAGAUUGCUGUUAGAUAUCAGUCUUAUCACUUCCUUGCUCUAAGAUUUCAAAUAUCUGCAUAAUGGAAAAAUAGAAUUAAAUAGGUGACAUUUGCCCCCAAAUUUAAUAUUUUUAAUAACAUACUUUUACAAACCCUCAAAUUAUUUAACAUUUCAGUGAAUUUACAUGAAAUUCCAUUUAAUCUCCCCUGUUCCCCAGAAAUUCUCUGCCUUCUUUGCAACCCCAAAAUACGUAGUACUAAUGAAUGAGAACAUGAAAUUGAAAUUGGCUGGAAAGAGACUACACUCCAGAGUGAAACUGAAUGUAUUUUCAUUGUCCUAAGUGAGAGAAAUAGGAAGAGUCAAAACAAACAGCACUAAUAGUGAGAAAUGUUGUGUCUCAGAGAAUGAGGAGCUCCCUAAAUCAAAACACUGACUCAUCCAGUAUUUCUUCUUUCCCUCUCAUGGCACUCUAACCAAUCUCCCCAUUACUGUCAUCAUAAUUGGGAGGGGCAUUCCUGAUGUGAAGCUGCUAGAUAGACAGACAGCAGACAGAUGACAUUCUCUUCGUUUGUCUCUUUUGAUCUCACAGUGCUUUUUGCACUGUGACAGGCUGGUAGAGGAAUGGAGAGAUAGCAUAAGUGAGGAGAGAGGCCGGUGGCACACAGGCUAGCCUCUUAGGGAGGGCAGCAGCAGGCCAAAAUCAGGAGAUGGUUUGAGUAAGUUGGAAACACAGGAGUUUGUGGCCAACUCUGGGAACUUUACAGGUGUAGACAGUUUUACCUGUGGUUAUCAAAGCUGCUUUUGUUAGUUACCUUCAGGAAAGGGCUUCCCAGGUUGGCCAGAGCAGAACAGAAACAUUUGGCCAUGACUCCUUUUAAGGUGGUUCCUCAGUUCAUGAUGAAGCUUCCCUUGCAGCAGGAUGUCUGGAUAUGUCCUGAGUAUCUGUUGUGCAAUUCCUCCAAUGUCAUUAUCAUAAGCUUGAUUCCCGUGCAUGACAAUGAAGCCAGGCAGUCAGAAGGCCUGAUUCUUAUUUAAAUUGUUCUGGCAGUGUAAAGGAGCUUCAGUGCAAAUGAGAAUAAGGCCCAGCGAGCCUGCUUUAAAGGAAGGGGUUAUGUGGGUUUGGUGAAUAAAAGGGUAUUUCUCCCAUCAACAUCACUGUCACAGUGGCAGCUAUUGGGCUCAAUUCACCCUCACUGGCAUAGGGAAAAGUUACAUGCGCCUGCCUGUGCCAGCAGGGACAGCUGUGCCCCAGAGGGUUUCACUUUGGAGGAUGAGCAUGCUACAGGUUUCCUCUGGAGGAAGGCAGUUUUAAAUUAAAUUGGGGGCAGGGGGCAGAGGAGCCCACUGGCAAAGGCUCCAGUGUGCUGGAUCAGUGCCCCAACCAUGAUCCGUGCUUCCCAUUUUGGGAACAUGCUAGCCAACUGCAGAACUCACUGUGGACUUUCAACCACCCUAGAUUAUUUUGCCUAACCAAGGGCUGAGUCUAGCUACUGGAUUAAUAGGAAUUCUACAGAGCUUCUGGGAGACUGCAGCUGCCUAGGUUAAUUUCAACUGGAUUGAGCAUUUAAUACUGUAAGUAGUAAUGCCAUCCAAUCCUGCAUUGUGAGCAGAAAUUCUGUUAAAAUAUUGGUGUGAUGGUCUGUCUGUUUCCUGUAGCAGAGAUUGCUGAGGGCAAUAUUGGUUUAUAUUACAGGUUUUGCCAUAGUUUGUGUUUUUGUGUGUUCAAUAAUAGAUGCAUGGAAGUAAAUUGUCCUUGAUAGCUAUUCCGAUAAUGCUUGGCAUUUUACUGUGUGCUGUUUUGCACAGACUUGUUAGGGCCUGCUCUUUCAAGGUGCUGUGUACUUCCUGGCACCUCCUUGAGUGCCUUAGCUCUCUGAGAGAUCAGGGCACUGCACACCAGUUAGGAAACAUUCCUUACCUGGUAGGAUGGGGCCAUUACAGCAGUUCAGCUCCUGUAUCUUCUGUUUGCUCAAUAAUCCUUGUUUUUGUAAAGCCAUCUUUUUUUAAAAGUAUUGUGCAGAAAAUUGAAAAAUAAAAGAUCAAGCAGCUACUGAAAUAAACACACAAUGUAGUAUCAUCCCCAGGGUAAUGUCUACAGUGUGUUUAAGCAAAACAGCUGGCAAAAGUAGGAACUGAAAAUCCCUAAUAUAUUGGUCAUCAGACUAAUCUCGUUAAUUAAUUUUCUGGCAAUCAGCAAUUGUAGUAAGUCCGCUCCCUUCAGCCCCAGGAUACAUCCCCUGACCUGAAAUUUGCUGCUCUAAUUCUAAUUGUAUAAACUGACUGCUGCAUUCCUCAGAGACCUGUUGAGCUGCUGACAGGCUCAAGUGAACACUGCGGUCUCCUGGAUGGAAACAGUUGCAGUGGCCUGGGUGAUUGGGGCACUGUAGCUUUGAUUGUUUUUUACACCUGUGGCUUGGAUGCUGUGACGAGCGAUCUGAAAAUCCUCUCCUCUUUUAUGCCUUUUAGUUGCAGGCCCCAGUCUGCAAAGAGUUGACAUAGGCAUAACCUGAGGGUGCAUAUGUGUUUCAGGACCCCCUCUGUACCUGAAUGAAAAAAGAUAUGAGUCCAUUACAGUGUCACCUGGGGAGCCUUGGCUUCUAAGCUCCAGCUCGAGAAACUCAUACUUUCAACUCUGAAGGUCCCUUGUUAAGUCCCCAAGAAGGUGGCCAUCAGACUGGUAUUGCACAACUUUAGUUUGUGAGUGUUGAUUUCAGUAGAACUGCUUGCAUGCAUAACAUUAUGUAUGUGCGUAAGUCUUUGUAGGGUUGAGGCCUUGAUGUUUCGAUAGAGCUGCUGGUGAACUGAUAAAUCGAAGCUAGCCAGCUUCUCAGAUCUAAUCCUUUUCAUCAGUUGAUUUCAAGCGCUUUACAAAGGAGUUCAGUAUCAUUAUCCCUGUUAUACAGAUGGGGAAUCUGAGAGGGGA
This is a messenger RNA of Trachemys scripta elegans, 6023 nucleotides long. It is a transcript of the gene CCDC85A, whose product is annotated as coiled-coil domain containing 85A. The record is from RefSeq and is a predicted model, not a curated record. Lineage: Eukaryota; Metazoa; Chordata; Testudines; Emydidae. The coding region runs from base 936 to 2114 and encodes 392 amino acids. The transcript is spliced from 3 exons.